AUGAGCAGCGAAGUGAGCUCGUUCUUCACUCAAACUGGUAUCGCGCCCACCAGCGUAGCGACUGGUACGGCGGCGGUAGCGUCCUCGAUGUCCACCCCCUUCGCGGAGUCGGGUUCCUCCGAUGCCGGCCCUUCUGUCGCCAGCUUCUCGGAUGCGACGGGCCUUGACACAGACCUCCGUGCGGUGCAGUUCGUGUCCGUGCUGGCUUCUCUCACAUUCGGCAUCGCGGUGACCAAGGCCUGGGCCUACUUUCGUUCGAGGGGUGGAUACAGCGCGGCCAAGAAGGGAACGAUUGCGAGCCUGGUCAUUGUCAACCUCAUCCAGUGGAUCGCCUCGGUGUAUGGCGCCUACCAUUCCGUCACAUCAAUCACCAACGACAACAGCGACGAGUGGGCCAUCAUGGUUCAGAUCGGGUUGGCCACCCUUGCCGCGGUGAUUGCUCAGAGCUACUUCGCAGUCCAGCUGUAUGCUUCCAAGAGGAACUCCAGCUUGUUCAUGACCAUUCUGUUCUUCGCGCUGCUUCAGCUCGUAUUGUCUUGGGUUGCUGUGGGAAUCAUGUUCACGCAGGGUUUCAUCGAGACCUCCACUUGGGAUCAAAUCAUGACUUUGGGGAUCACUUGCGGAGUGGACCUCGUCAUCGCCGUCCUGACCUACGUGUGGCUCGAGAGACCCCUCUACCUCCAACAGCGUGGAGCAACCCGGUUCCUGAACGAGGCGACCUUUUGGUCUUUCGGCGGUCUCUUCGGGUGCUCCCUCGUCGCCUUGUUCGCUGCUGUCUGUGAUUCGAUCGCUGCCCGUUCCCUGGUCUGGCUCGUCGCUGUCUCCGCUCUUGGGAACCUGCACACCAUCAGCGUCCUGUCUAGCCUCGACGUCCGCGCGCCCAUGGUCGUGACUACCGCCGCGCCCGCGCCCGCCUCCACCUCCACGCGCUCGUCCGUGGCGACCCUGACGGCCGACGACGCCUCGUUCCGCAAGGACCUCGAGAAGGCGCAGCUCGCGAAGGCGACCGAGGCCUCGCUCGACCGCGACCCGGAGACGGAGGUCCCGCCCCCGCCGCGGUACGUCCCGCAGGAGAAGUCCGCGUUCGACCUCGGCUACCUCGCCGGAGGCGCCCCCGCGGUGAGCCUCCGUCCUUUCCGGACUUCGACAGGGGCUUGCGCACUGACGUCGGUGACCAUUCUUAUGCAGGUCUGA
Messenger RNA from Epithele typhae, 1194 nucleotides. RefSeq lists its product as uncharacterized. Bases 1 to 1194 code for a protein of 397 amino acids. NCBI's taxonomy places the organism in Eukaryota, Fungi, Basidiomycota, Agaricomycetes, Polyporales, Epitheliaceae. The transcript has 19 exons. The record is from RefSeq and is a predicted model, not a curated record.